Colletotrichum lupini is the source of this 582-nucleotide messenger RNA. RefSeq lists its product as uncharacterized. The record is from RefSeq and is a predicted model, not a curated record. NCBI's taxonomy places the organism in Eukaryota, Fungi, Ascomycota, Sordariomycetes, Glomerellales, Glomerellaceae. The coding region runs from base 1 to 582 and encodes 193 amino acids. The transcript has 5 exons.
AUGUCUCAGCAGCAUCACACAGGGCAGGAGGAGGGUGCGUUCAUUCCGACAACCUUGGCGACAUCUUCAUCAGCAAAAUCUCACUACAGCGCUCCACCGAAGGCCAACAGACUUGCCACGGCUGAGGUGCAAGCCGACACGGUCUACUGUCAAACAGUCACGUCGACUGGCACCAUUUGUCCCACAUUCGUUCAGAUGGCAUGUCUUGCCUUGUCAACCAUCUCCAGCCAAUGCGGAUGUCCAUCGACAGUUCCAACGAAAUCAGUCGACUACCCGUGUGGUGGAAACCCACCACGUGGCUGCAUGGGGACUUCAUAUAUCUACGAGACUGCAACCCCAACCUGUGGGGGCGUCACUUUCACCACUGAGGCUGUUCCCACAAUUGCGCCAACUCCUACUCCCACUACUGCCGGCCUCGAGGCAUGUCCAACGGUCUACACAACAGAAAUCUUUGCCAUUGCCCAACGCCAGUACCCACCGUCACCAUUAAGAGACUUACAGGUGAUAUCGAGCAAUGAGGGGGCAAGAUAUCAGAACAUCCCGGCUGGGAUGCAUUGCCUUGACUUCGACGCACUCAAAUAG